This is a messenger RNA of Quercus robur (English oak), 1795 nucleotides long. RefSeq names its product cytochrome P450 CYP82D47-like. Bases 122 to 1666 code for a protein of 514 amino acids. Gene Ontology annotation, molecular function: monooxygenase activity; heme binding; oxidoreductase activity, acting on paired donors, with incorporation or reduction of molecular oxygen. Lineage: Eukaryota; Viridiplantae; Streptophyta; Magnoliopsida; Fagales; Fagaceae. Gene Ontology annotation, biological process: defense response to other organism. The transcript is spliced from 2 exons. The record is from RefSeq and is a predicted model, not a curated record.
UCACAAACCCUUAUCACAAACCCACAUGCUUUUCUUGCACCCAUUCUGUUGUGGUGUUACUGUUGCCUAACCUUAUCACAAACCCACACGCUCUUCUUGUACCCAUUCUUCACAAUUUUCUAUGGCCAUUAUAUUCGCCCUUUUCCUGUUUCCCUUCUUUCUACUAUGGUUAUCAAGAAGACUUCAAAGAAUUGCUAGUAAAAAGACAGCUCCGCCUGAAGCUGGCGGCGCAUGGCCUUUGAUUGGCCACCUCCACCUCUUAGGAGGGUCACAACCACCCCAUAUAACCUUGGGUAAUAUGGCUGACAAGUACGGACCAAUCUUCACUAUCUGCAUGGGUUUGCAUCGAACUCUAGUAGUUAGCAAUUGGGAGAUAGUCAAAGAGUGCUUUACUACCAACGACAAAGCCUUUGCCAACCGUCCAAAAUUUUUAGCCGCAGAUCUCUUGGGUUACAGUUAUGCCAUGUUUGGGUUCAGCCCUUAUGGUCCCUAUUGGCGUCAACUACGCAAAAUAGCCACGCUUGAGGUCCUCUCAAAUCACCGCCUUGUGUUGCUCAAACACAUUCGACAAGCCGAGGUAAGUGCAUCUAUAAAAGACAUAUAUGACCAAUGGGUCAAGAAUGAUAAAGUAUUGGUGGAUAUGAAAAGAUGGUUUGGUUACACAACUCUAAACAUAGUAUUGAAGAUGGUUGUAGGAGAGCAAUUUAGUGGGGCUGUGACCAAUGUUGAGAAUGAAGAGAAUGAUCAACACCGAAAGGCUUUGAGAGAGUUUUUCGAUUUGACUGGGACAUUUGUGUUGUCAGAUGCAAUACCGUAUCUAAGGUGGUUUGACUUGGGAGGGUACGAGAAAGCCAUGAAGAAUACAGCAAAAAAAUUGGAUCAUAUGGUUGCAGAAUGGCUAGAAAAACAUAAGCAAGUGAAGAUUUCAGGUGAGGUGAAGGGACGCCAAGACUUUAUGGAUGUGAUGUUGUCCAAUGUUACACACCAUGAUGAUGAGACUUCAAGUUAUGAUGCUGAUACAAUCAUCAAAUCUACCUGCCUGGCCCUUAUCUUAGGGGGUACAGACACAACAACAGCAACAUUAACAUGGGCUCUCUCGUUACUUCUCAAUAACCAUGAAGUCCUAAGGAAAGUCCAACAAGAAUUAGACCUCCAAGUUGGUAGAGAAAGGCUCGUAGAGGAAUCAGACAUGAAACAUUUGGUCUAUUUCCAUGCUGUUAUCAAAGAAACAAUGCGUUUAUAUCCUGCCGCACCACUCUCAGUGCCACAUGAGUCCAUUGAAGAUUGCACUUUGGCUGGUUAUCAUGUCCCAGUAGGCACUCGACUCAUUGUUAAUCUUCCAAAGCUCCAUCGAGACCCACAUGUGUGGUCAGACCCAAAUGAAUUUCAACCUGAAAGGUUUCUUAGAUCCCACAAGGAUGUUGAUGUUAGGGGCCAGAAUUUCGAAUACAUACCAUUUGGGAGCGGUAGAAGAGUGUGCCCUGGGAUAUCAUUCGCGCUACAAGUUAUGCAACUCACAUUGGCUACCUUGUUGCAUGCUUUUGAAAUUUCAACACCUGCAAAUGAACCUGUGGACAUGACUGAGAAAGCAGGACAAACCAACUUGAAAGCCACCCCACUUGAAGUCCAUCUCACUCCUCGUCUUAAUGUCCAAGCAUAUGCGUAGUGUAAAUAAUUUAGAACUACGGGGGCAUUUCAAUUAGAACUGUUGUGUGCUUCUUGUACUUGUUUUAAGCAUGGAAUUGGGAUCUUGUUCUACAACAAUUUCUAGAAAUGAGAAAAUAUCUAGACUACA